Lytechinus pictus (painted urchin) is the source of this 4016-nucleotide messenger RNA. RefSeq lists its product as uncharacterized. Gene Ontology annotation, biological process: biological process involved in interspecies interaction between organisms. The transcript is spliced from 5 exons. The record is from RefSeq and is a predicted model, not a curated record. The coding region runs from base 28 to 909 and encodes 293 amino acids. NCBI's taxonomy places the organism in Eukaryota, Metazoa, Echinodermata, Echinoidea, Temnopleuroida, Toxopneustidae. Gene Ontology annotation, cellular component: external side of plasma membrane. Gene Ontology annotation, molecular function: carbohydrate binding.
UUAAAUGACUUGCAGGUGCAACCGAAAAUGAGGCUUUACAGUCGAUUGUGGAUAUCAUUGGUCAUUAUGGUAGUAGUUGCAACGAUUCCUCCAUCACUCGGUUCGACCUGCUCGAAACCAAUCAACCUUUUCAGAGAAGGAAAACUUCAACGCGUAGAUGAAGGUGAUGUCAACAUGAAUCUCUGUCCCAUUAAACAGACACCCGAUGGUCAAUUAGUUCAAACCAUUCUCAAGUUGAUCCAGAGAUCGGCGCCUAUCACUGUCUGUCCAGGACGAGCAAGCAAUGCGAACGAGUCGCGGAUAUUCGGAUGCCGUUUUCCAGAUAUAAACAUAACCGGAGGUUCAGCUACGGGGGCGGAAUCUUGGACAUUGGAUACCACUGUGGACGUUGGAAUUGAAGAUACCACAGUAAACCCGACAACCCCUUUACCCACUAAGGAAUGUCUCGACACCAACAGUACAUGCGAGCGAGGCUGGGACACCUUCGGCUGCAAGUGCUACAUGUUCAUUUCGAUCUGCAGGCACUGGACAUGGCAUUCCGACAAUUGUAAGAAUCAGUACAACGCAACUAUGUUGGUGAUCGAAUCGAAAGAAGAAAAUGAAUUCAUCCAUCAGGCAUACGGCCCAAUAGGGGAGGAUAUCUGGCUAGGGUGCUUUAGCGGAAAUAAUUCGUUGUAUUGGACCUGUCUUAAUACAGACGCAAAAUGGUCCGAUGAUCCUCAGCUGACCAACUAUACCAAAGGCUACUGGAACUGGUCUCCGAGUGAACCCAACGACGAUCACAAAGAGGAAAGGGUAUGUCUCCGUGUAAACUUUGGAUGGAGCCUUAUUAAAACACGUGGUAAAUGGAGGGAUCGAGCAUGUAAAAAGUUCUCCUACAAAUCUGUUUGUCAGAAAGAUCUUGAGUAAACCAUGGCUUCGUUUUAAAGAAUGACUAUAUACAGUGAUAUGUCCUGAUAGGAAAUUAUAGUAUAGUUGUAAAAUAACCUCGUUAAUUGAUCGAUUGGCCAAUUUAUUUGAUCAUCGUAAUUCAGACAUUGUUUGGAUACCAUCUUAAUUUCAAAAAUAUAAAAUUAUAGCUUUUUUCCUAAAACCAAGGAAUAUGGCACCCUACCGUUAUUCACCUCAGUCUAUGCAUCUUUUCUUCCUUUAUUUUACUUUAAUCCAACGAUGCUUGUAGGACCAUGCCUGUUCAUCGAUCAAUGGAAAUAUAAUGUAUGCUGCUUAAUAUCAUUUCCAAAUAAUUGCAGUGUUGCAACAGAGGAUGUGGUUUGCAGUCGCGUAAUGAGCAAAUAAUUUUGAGGGGGCCAGAUAUGGCAAAAUCUCAAGAAAGUUGCGAGCGAGCGAAGGUAUAGGGCAACCAUUUUUUAUCUUUAUUCCAAAAAUUCUAUUUUGCGAUAAACUUUGAUUUAAAAAUCAGAAAUCCAUAUCAUAUUCCACCCUUCUCUUUUCCCUUUUCUUUUUUAAAAUAUAAAUUCUUGGUCGUAAAUUUUAUUUUGUACGCCACUGGUGGUUUAGACCAGAAUAUCUUGGUUAUUCUUAAUCGAAUAGAAUUUAAACAUUCAAUAAUUUUAAAUUUUUCAUCGAAAUAUAAAAAUGAAAGACGAUUACCUUCUAAUUUUCGACUGCACACUUAAAUCUUCUUCAGGGAUAUGACCCGUCUGAUCACCGCUGAAAGUGAAGUAGUGGCGAAGAUAUUAGUCAUAAACUCUUGAAGUUGGAAAUGUGGAACCCUUCUCAAUGAUAAAUCAACGUACAUGAGAUUAGCCAAGCUACACAUCCGGACCAGUAUUUGAAUUUCCAAUCAAAUAAUCCACUUCAUAAAUUAGGUGUGAUCCACACUUUCUAGUAGUCACGGAACAAGGGAAAUCGUUGAAGAGAAUAGUCUCUAAUGAGUUUUCGAAGCGUCGAUCACGCAAGUGGGCUAUUGACAGAGUUUGCAGCCCGAAGAUCAACAAUAAGUCUUGUGUAAGAAUAAGUCUUGUGUUAGAACCACGAAAUGAUUAGCCGUUCUCUAUCAUACACCAAUGGACUAUCUGAAUCACAAAAACGAAACUUUUGUAAACAUGGAUUUAGAGUGUUGUUCAAACCAACUAGAUCUUUGAUUCAUUUCCAGCUCCAAACGACAUGACAAAUCGGAGGUACCUUACUGUUGUGUUAUAUAGGAUUCCUUGCCAAGGAAUAUCUUCAAGUGGCGUAUAUCCUAUAUCCUACAUAAGGGAAACAGAACAGUCCUAAAGACUAUAUUUUUGGAACAUCGUUGCACAAGCUCUUUGUCGUCGGAAGUUUCGCAGCACAUUGAAUCGCAGGUACAUACAGUGGACCGCGACAAACUGGAGAUCUAAAGGCCUUGUCACACCGCCAGAACUUUGCUGGAGCGUUCCUGGAGCGGUGAAAAAAAAAUCAUCACCGCUCGUUACCGUUCACCACCGUUCAACAGAAGUUGGCCCCCGUUAAGGCAACGCCUUAUACGCUCGGCCACCGUUGAUGGUCCCUCCUACCGCUCCGAAAGUUUUGAGCUGCACAAAAUAUUGCGAGCGGUGAGGAGUGGGCAAUUUUAAUUUCCAGCAAAGUUCACCACCGCUCCAACAACGCCCAGUCAAAGUUUGGCAUCGCUAGACGCAAGUUCGUGGACGCUUGGGUCCGCUAGGCCAACGCAGAAAUCUUGAACGCUGGACCACCGCUGCUUCGCCAGCUUUGCCCGGGCGUGGAUUAAACGUUGCCCAAACUUUGGUGGAGCGGUUGUAAGCGUUUUACGAGCGGACACGGGAUCGCUGGAACGGUGUCGGGCGUUGAAGCGCGAUUCAUCGCGGUGUUGAACUUUGGUUUGGCGUUAGUAUGGAGGUGUCGGAGCGGGACCAGCAUUUGGCUAUAAAUACGGGGAGAAAGGACCAGGAGCCCAUUUGGAAUCUAUCAGAACUUCUAUCAAAGAGAUCCGUUCACCUCCGUAGUCAAAAGCGGUAUGCCGCUAAACCAACUUUAAACCCCCGCCUAGCCAAAACCCGCAUGUACAGAACACCGCUCUAUCGACGCUCGCAUCACCGCUAAACCAACGCCCGCUCCCGCUCCCUACCGUUAAACUUACGAUAAAGCAGCGCCGGCUUCAGCGGUGCACCGCUAAGGUAACACUCGUGUUUUCGACCCCCCCCCCCCAUUUUGUGCACGGUGACGAGCGCUCCAACAAACUUCGGGCGGUGUGACCAAGCGUUUAGAAAGGGAGGACGGAUGGUUUGAUAGAGGAAUAGAGGAAGACAUCUACAUAACUAAGGCACACCAACAUUCGCUGAAUCGUGAUGGGGCGGAUACAACCGUCCAAUCCAUUUUAACCCAAUUCUUCGCCUUUACGUCCUUCCGGCGGCGAUCAAACUUGUAAUAUCCAUGAAGAAGACUGAAGUGUGCAGUCGAAAAUUUGGAGGAAAAUAAUCUUUACCGAUUUCUAAUCUUGCAUUUGGAUCAAGAGUUUAAAAUUCUUGUUAGUAAUUCCUAAUUAAUCAGGUAUUGUAUAUACUGCCUAAAAACAAAUUAUUUCUUUAUAAAGAGUUUUAUGAAUAAUAAAGAUAUUUUUUUCUGACCGCAAUUGUCUGUAUCAGUAAUAAGUAGAAUACUGAAUUCGGUGUUCAUUAUUGUGAUUAUUUAAAAUUAUUGCUUGAACGAUGUUAAUGACAUUAUUUGGGGCUAGCCUCGGUUUAAUAGCAUAUGUUAGCUCCAAUUAACAAUAGUUUUUGUUCAUAUAUAUUGUAGUAUUUCAUGUAAAUGUACCUGCUAGUGACAUUGUGGUAAGAAAUUCAUUUCAUUUUAAUCAUGUGAACAUGUAAUAGUUUAUUCUUCUAUAAUGUGCACAACAAGUCCUUCCUUAUUCAUUUCAUCAAAAAAGUGAACUACAUUACUCAAAGUCGGAUACAAGGAAAGCAUUCCUCUUGCGAUUUUCAAGCCGAUUCUUCAAAGAAUUUACAAAAAAUGCCAAGACCAUCUCUUCUGGUUGACUGGUCCAAGAACUAAUUAGGGCCCACUCGAUU